This is a messenger RNA of Lycium barbarum (goji berry), 2677 nucleotides long. Its product is annotated as probable polyol transporter 4. Gene Ontology annotation, cellular component: membrane. The transcript is spliced from 2 exons. NCBI's taxonomy places the organism in Eukaryota, Viridiplantae, Streptophyta, Magnoliopsida, Solanales, Solanaceae. Bases 851 to 2290 code for a protein of 479 amino acids. The record is from RefSeq and is a predicted model, not a curated record. Gene Ontology annotation, molecular function: myo-inositol:proton symporter activity; carbohydrate transmembrane transporter activity. Gene Ontology annotation, biological process: transmembrane transport.
AAAUCAAGGCACCGGAUGCAUGUAUCGAUUUAAUACAAACUCUAGUCAAAUUCAAGAAAACAUGGAAAUGGUAAGUACUUCUAUGACUCCCGCGUUAAGAAGCAAAACAGUUACUCCAUUUCCAUAAAAACAAAACUUCUGUGGAUAUGUUCUAAUAAAGUUGUCUACCGACAAGAUUUAAAGCAAUCAAAUUUUUAUUUUUUGGUAAUAACACAAGCUUAGUAAUUGUCCCAUUCGUGCAUCUACAGACAGUCAGACAUAAGUAUUUGAAACUGUACAAACAAUGAGAAAAUCCCCCUUCUUUUCCCUUUUUUUUGUUUUGUUUUCUUUGUUAAUGUCCCAUUCAACUCAUAGCAGUUCUUGUUUCUUUUUUCUUUCCUCGUGCUGUAAUAGCCAAUAUGGUGGCACUUUUACAUCAUAUAGGAAUUAAGAAAAACAUCUUUGACCCUCCAGAGCUGGAGUGUCAGACUCACAUUGGUCCAAAGUUGGUACUUUCACAACCUUUCUUUUUUCUUUCCGCAGAUCUAGGAAUAGUCUGCCCAACAGAAAGAAGAAAGAAACUGCAGAUCCCAGAUUCCACACAUUACAGAUGCAACUCUUUCUUUCCCCUUUCUUGUUCAUAUGAUAUCAUCAUAUGAAACAAGGAGAGAGGUGGAGACAAAUUAACAGAACCCCAGAAGGAAAAAACAAUCUUUUUUGUUUGAUUUAGUGUAUAGAGAGGGAUUUUGGUAUAGAGAAAAACAGGAGGAGAUGGCUAUCCAAGAAAAUGGGAAUGGGGGUUUUAUGAAGUAUAAGAGGAUGGACUCUGAUGCAGUGGAAGAGGAUAGUGUAUUGAGUGAAGAGAAAAGAAAUGACAGCAGCAGAAAAUAUGUUUUGGUUUGUGCCAUCUUUGCCUCACUUAAUUCUGUGCUUCUUGGAUAUGGUUGAUGUUGGUGUUAUGAGUGGAGCUAUUAUAUUCAUUCAGCAAGACUUGAAAAUUACUGAAGUACAAGAAGAAGUCCUUGUUGGAAUCUUGAGCAUAAUUUCACUCUUGGGGAGUUUAGCAGGAGGGAAAACUUCAGAUGCCAUCGGCAGGAAGUGGACCAUGGCUUUUGCAGCCAUUGUGUUUCAAACUGGAGCUCUUAUAAUGGCUCUUGCUCCUAGUUUCAAGGUGUUAAUGGUAGGCAGGUUUCUAGCUGGAAUUGGUAUUGGGUUCGGAGUCAUGAUUGCACCUGUUUAUAUCGCUGAGAUAUCACCAACGGUUGCUAGAGGGUCUUUCACUUCCUUCCCUGAGAUAUUCAUCAAUCUGGGGAUCCUUUUAGGUUAUGUUUCAAAUUAUGCUUUUUCUGGUUUAUCCCCCCAUAUAAAUUGGAGAGUCAUGCUUGGUGUGGGGACUCUCCCCUCAAUUUUUAUUGGUAUCGCGCUAUUUGUCAUUCCUGAAUCUCCAAGGUGGUUGGUGAUGAAAAAUCGGAUCGAUGAGGCUAGGUUGGUGCUAUUAAAAACUAAUGAAAAUGCAAAUGAAGUGGAGGAGAGGCUAGCAGAAAUUCAACAUGCUGCAGGGCAUGUUAAUGCUGAGAAGUAUGAAGAGAAAGCUGUGUGGCGUGAACUGCUAAAUCCUUCACCUGGAGUUCGAAGAAUGCUGAUUACAGGUUGUGGGAUUCAGUGCUUUCAACAGGUCACGGGUAUAGAUGCAACUGUGUAUUACAGUCCAACAAUUUUUAAGGAUGCUGGAAUUAAGGGUAACACUCAACUCCUGGCUGCAACUGUUGCUGUUGGGUUCACAAAAACGAUAUUUAUUUUGAUAGCCAUAUUACUCAUUGACAAAAUUGGUAGGAAACCUUUGUUAUAUGUCAGCACAAUUGGUAUGACUACUUGUCUGUUUGGCCUUGGCCUCACACUUUCUUUCCUGGGGAACGGUUCAGUUGGAAUCAAACUGGCAAUUUUAUGUGUAUGUGGAAAUGUAGCAUUCUUUUCCGUGGGGAUCGGUCCAAUUUGUUGGGUCUUGACAUCUGAAAUCUUCCCUCUAAGACUUCGGGCCCAAGCAUCAGCUCUUGGUGCAGUAGGGAGCAGGGUUAGUAGUGGUGUUGUUGCAAUGUCUUUCCUCUCCGUUUCACGUAUGAUUACAGUAGGAGGAACAUUUUUUGUGUUUGCUGCUAUAUCAGCUCUCUCUGUUGUUUUUGUUCAUAAAUGUGUUCCAGAAACAAAGGGGAAAUCAUUGGAAGAAAUCGAAAUGAUGUUUCAGAAUGAUAGGCCACAACAAGGUGGUGAAUUGGAGCUUGAAGAUGUCAAACAUCUAAUGCAGACACAAUGAAGGGGUGUAUCAUAUCAUAGUUUUAGCAGCAGCGAGAAGAAAUUUGGCAUUUGCUAUGGAGAUGCUUAUUCAACUUGCCAGCUUCACAAUAUUUGUGAAUUGUGUGUGAAAGAGAUUAAUUCCGUGAUUAUUCUCAUUGAUUGAGUUGGUAAAUAUACCAUAGUUACAAUGUGAUAAAUAGUGUAAAUAUUCUUUUACUACAUAUUUAUUUACACUAUUUAUCAGUGUGGAGUUAAUUGCAUCACACAAUAAGAUAGAGAUAAAAACAAAACAAAAUCUUUAUUCAUUUGUCGUUAAGGCUGAAGCUUUCUUGUACCUUGAUGACUGGGGUCUCUGGAAUUUGAUAGCUAGAUACUUAGAAGUAAUACAUAGUGUUUCUUCUUCUCC